CGACAGGCAAAGAAGGAAAAAAAAAAAAGGAAAAAGAGAAAGGAAAAUGAAGAAGAGCAUUGCUGAUUCCUCCUUCCCAUCUUAGAAAAACCAAACCCUUCUCCCUCUUCGAUAUUUUCUGAGUAUUUCAUUUUCUUCUUCACAUUCCGCUAAACCGCCGCUUUUUAGAUCUUUCGCUUAAGAUCCAAACAAGGUGAUCGAAGAAUGGAGAACUUGGCGCAGUUAGAAGCGUUAUGCGAAAGGCUAUACAAUUCGCAGGACUCGGCGGAGAGAGCUCAUGCCGAGAACACUUUGAAAUGCUUUUCUGUUAACACUGAUUACAUUUCGCAAUGCCAAUACAUUCUUGAAAAUGCUUUGACUCCUUACGCUUUGAUGCUUGCUAGUUCAAGUCUUUUGAAACAAGUCACUGAUCAUAGCCUUGCUCUGCCGCUUCGUAUCGAUAUCUGGACUUAUCUUUUUAACUAUUUGGCGACGAGAGGACCGAAGUUGGAACAGUUUGUUACUGCAUCUUUGAUUCAAUUGUUAAGCCGGGUGACUAAGUUUGGAUGGUUUGAUGAUGAAAGAUUCCGUGACGUGGUUAAAGAGUCCACCAACUUCUUGAGUCAGGGAACUUCAGAACAUUAUGCCAUCGGUUUGAAGAUACUAAAUCAACUUGUCUCUGAGAUGAACCAGCCUAAUCCUGGGUUGCCAUCAACACAUCAUCGAAGGGUAGCUUGUUCCUUCAGGGAUCAGUCACUUUUUCAAAUAUUCCAAAUAUCUUUAACAUCACUGCGUCAUCUGAAAAAUGAUGUUGCAAGUCGAUUGCAAGAGCUGGCACUUUCUCUUGCACUGAAAUGUUUAUCCUUUGAUUUUGUUGGGACAUCAAUUGAUGAAAGUUCAGAAGAGUUUGGUACAGUUCAGAUUCCAUCAUCUUGGAGGCCAGUAUUGGAGGAUUCUUCAACACUUCAGAUAUUUUUUGAUUAUUAUUCCAUUACUAAAGCUCCUCUUUCAAAGGAGGCACUGGAAUGCUUGGUAAGACUAGCAUCUGUAAGACGUUCUUUAUUUGCAAAUGAGGCAGCCCGUUCCAAGUUUUUGGCCCAUCUAAUGACAGGAACCAAAGAAAUUCUCCAAUCAGGACAAGGUCUUGCUGAUCAUGAUAAUUACCAUGAGUACUGUCGCCUUCUUGGACGUUUUAGGGUGAAUUAUCAGUUGUCAGAGCUAGUGAAUGUGGAGGGCUAUAGUGAUUGGAUACGAUUGGUUGCUGAGUUCACUUUGAAGUCUUUGCAAUCCUGGCAGUGGGCCAGUAGCAGUGUAUACUACCUAUUAGGGCUAUGGUCCAGAUUGGUGUCAUCUGUUCCAUAUCUGAAGGGUGAUGCUCCAAGUUUGCUGGAUGAAUUUGUUCCUAAGAUCACCGAGAGUUUUCUCACAUCAAGAUUCAACUCCGUGCAGGCUGGAUUCCCCGAUGAUCUUUCUGAGAAUCCAUUGGAUAAUGUUGAACUGCUUCAGGAUCAGCUGGAUUGCUUUCCUUACCUUUGCAGAUUCCAGUAUGAAAGCAGUGGCUUGUAUAUAAUAAACAUGAUGGAGCCUAUUCUGCAGUCAUACACGGAAAGAGCAAGAUUGCAGACCUGUGAUAAAAAUGAACUCUCUGUUAUUGAAGCUAAACUCACUUGGAUUGUUCAUAUUAUUGCUGCCAUUCUUAAGAUAAAACAAUGUACUGGUUGUAGUAUGGAGUCACAAGAAGUGCUUGAUGCAGAACUCUCAGCUCGCGUUCUGCAGUUAAUAAAUGUCACUGAUAGUGGAUUACACAGUCAGAGGUAUGGUGAGUUAAGUAAACAAAGACUUGAUCGAGCAAUUCUUACCUUCUUUCAGCAUUUUCGCAAGUCUUAUGUCGGUGAUCAAGCAAUGCAUUCAUCUAAGCAGUUAUAUGCUCGUUUAUCUGAGCUGCUUGGACUCCAUGAUCACCUAUUACUGUUAAAUGUGAUUGUUGGGAAGAUAGCUACAAAUCUAAAGUGCUACACAGAGAGUGAGGAAGUCAUUGAUCAUACUCUAAGUUUAUUCUUGGAGCUGGCAUCUGGAUACAUGACUGGAAAGUUGCUUCUGAAGCUGGAGACUGUUAAAUUUAUAAUUGCAAAUCAUACUAGAGAGCAUUUUCCUUUCCUAGAAGAAUAUAGAUGCUCCCGUAGCAGGACAACUUUCUAUUACACCAUUGGUUGGUUGAUAUUCAUGGAGGAUAGCCCUGUGAAAUUCAAGUCUUCAAUGGAACCUCUUUUGCAAGUCUUUCUCAGUCUGGAGUCAACACCUGAUUCGGUAUUUCGUACUGAUGCAGUUAAGUAUGCUUUAAUUGGAUUAAUGAGGGAUCUUAGAGGUAUUGCGAUGGCCACAAACAGUCGUAGAACAUAUGGUCUUCUAUUUGAUUGGCUAUAUCCUGCGCACAUGCCACUUAUCUUGAAAGGCAUUACUCACUGGACUGACACACCAGAGGUUACCACCCCAUUGUUAAAAUUCAUGGCUGAGUUUGUCUUGAACAAAGCACAACGCUUGACUUUUGACUCAUCGUCUCCUAAUGGGAUUCUUCUUUUCCGUGAAGUCAGUAAACUACUUGUAGCAUAUGGGACAAGGAUAUUAUCUUUGCCUAAUCCGGCUGAUAUAUAUGCCUUCAAGUACAAGGGAAUAUGGAUUUCACUAACUAUUCUAGCAAGAGCUCUUGCUGGAAACUAUGUAAACUUUGGUGUGUUUGAACUCUACGGUGAUAGAGCACUCUCUGAUGCGCUUGAUGUUGCGCUAAAGAUGACAUUGUCAAUUCCGUUGGCUGAUAUAUUAGCAUUUCGAAAGCUAACGAGGGCCUAUUUCUCAUUCUUAGAGGUUCUAUUCAACAGCCACAUUAGUUUUAUAUUGAAUUUGGAUGCUGCAACGUUUAUGCAUAUUGUUGGUUCCCUUGAAUCUGGUCUAAAAGGCCUGGAUACAAAUAUCUCAUCACAGUGUGCAUCUGCUGUUGAUAAUUUGGCUGCUUUCUACUUCAACAACAUCACUAUGGGGGAGGCACCCACUUCACCAGCUGCUGUCAAACUUGCCCAGCAUAUUGCAGACUGUCCUAGUUUGUUUCCACAAAUAUUAAAGACCCUAUUCGAGAUAGUUUUAUUUGAGGAUUGUGGCAACCAAUGGAGUCUUAGCAGGCCUAUGUUGAGCUUAGUUCUUAUCAGUGAGCAGAUAUUUGCUGAUCUGAAAGCUCAAAUUUUGGGUUCACAGCCCGUGGAUCAACAUCAGAGGCUAUCCAUUUGUUUUGACAAACUUAUGACAGAUGUUACUCGAAGCUUAGAUUCAAAGAACAGAGACAAGUUCACCCAGAAUCUAACCGUAUUCAGACAUGAAUUUCGUGUGAAGUAGCUCAAAUAAUGUGCAUUCAUUACAUUUUUGAGCAACUUUUUUCCUGCAAAAGAUGUGCAUCUGGUGAAACUCUUGGCUUGUCAUCAUGGAUAGUUUGAAAGUGGGAGCCAAGCAUCUUUUUGCUGCAGUGUGUUGGUUUUUUUUUGCCUGAACUAAAAAGAGCAGAUUCUUUCUGAAGUCGGUGCAAAAGUUCUGUGUGAAACAGUUACGAUGGUAUUGUAUAGUUUCCUAUACCAGAAGCAUUUUGGAAUGUUACAAAGGAUUGCCAAGGUGCAUAAAGCUUGUAGCAAGUCUGACGUAUGGUUGGGUAAUGGCGAUUUUCAUUUAGUAGAUCAAUUCUUUUAUAGCAUAUAUUGUAAAUCGUGGGGGUUUAUGUUUCAGAGAUGGAUCAUAUUUGCGGUACCCCAAAAAAGAGGUGAGGAAAGGAAAAUAACUCUAGUACUAGUAUGAAGUUUGAUGUUCUUUGUACAUUAACAUCCACAUUCUUUUGUCCUUUUUGAUAGCAUAAAGAAGGAAAGCAAAAUUGGGUUAAGUUUGGAAGUGUUUUUUUCUGGUUGGGUUGUGGUAGCCCUGAACCAUUUUUGCAGCAUAUCUCAGUUUGUAUGCACAUUAUUCACCUGCAAUGUGAUAUUUUAUGCUUGGCUGUUGGAGCAGAAUGGAAAGGGAAUUUCCCCCGACAGCAUGGGGCAAA
Messenger RNA from Theobroma cacao (cacao), 4054 nucleotides. RefSeq names its product ARM repeat superfamily protein. Gene Ontology annotation, molecular function: small GTPase binding; nuclear export signal receptor activity. NCBI's taxonomy places the organism in Eukaryota, Viridiplantae, Streptophyta, Magnoliopsida, Malvales, Malvaceae. The record is from RefSeq and is a predicted model, not a curated record. Gene Ontology annotation, biological process: protein export from nucleus. Gene Ontology annotation, cellular component: cytoplasm; nuclear pore.